Fulvia fulva is the source of this 336-nucleotide messenger RNA. RefSeq lists its product as uncharacterized. Bases 1 to 336 code for a protein of 111 amino acids. NCBI's taxonomy places the organism in Eukaryota, Fungi, Ascomycota, Dothideomycetes, Mycosphaerellales, Mycosphaerellaceae. The transcript has a single exon. The record is from RefSeq and is a predicted model, not a curated record.
AUGUUGAACACCACCACUACCAACGACAGAGACUACCCAGAAAUCGACAUCAUCUCGAAAGGCAAGAAUCUAUUGUUGCAACUGCAAAACCUCAUCGAGCUCAUAAAGAUGACUACAGGCAUCGAAAACGGUGCACCGUUGGUCCGGCUAGUUUACGAACUGGGGAAGGUCAUCGAGGCCAAGAAAAAUACUGGCAACGCGGCACAGGCGUUGAUCGACCAAGCAGAAGGGAUCUUGAGCUCUGAUUGGGUGAAGCAGAUCUGUGAUGAGGCGGAGGGUAGACUUCAGAGCUGGGAGACGAAUCUGGCUGUCGUGAGGGGGAGGGAGAGGAAUUGA